Canariomyces notabilis is the source of this 2186-nucleotide messenger RNA. RefSeq names its product MFS general substrate transporter. Gene Ontology annotation, molecular function: transmembrane transporter activity. The record is from RefSeq and is a predicted model, not a curated record. The coding region runs from base 345 to 2063 and encodes 572 amino acids. The transcript is spliced from 9 exons. Gene Ontology annotation, cellular component: plasma membrane. Gene Ontology annotation, biological process: transmembrane transport. Lineage: Eukaryota; Fungi; Ascomycota; Sordariomycetes; Sordariales; Chaetomiaceae.
CUUGGCAAGAAGGGAAAGUGGGGGAGGAAGAGGGGAGUCGACUGGAUUUUUAUACACGAUUCUCUCUUUGCCUUGUUGGCUGUGUUGAUCUCGGGGUCAUCAAGGGACACGCUUCACACUUCAUGUCUAUUUUGGCUUGCCAUUAGCUAAGCCAAGCCUUUCUUCCCAUGAGAUGCGUGGGACAUGUACAAGCAGGAGCAGUACAGCGACAUUUUCCCUCAAAGACCGGCUCAGUCGAAAACAAAUCAGGAGUCGCGGGCGUUUUCUCGUUUUUCAAGGAAGGAGAAGGAGGCAAGAAUCGACUGUCUGAAUCUUGGUUCUUGCCAGCCAGCAUCAGUCACAUAAUGGACAGGGACGCUAACAUCGCCGACGUAGACGGGGUCUUGCGUUCAGCGGAGAAGUACAAUGCGACCGACACGAGCACUACGUCGAAUGAUGCCGGCAAGCCCCACGAGUUCAAUGAGCAGACCAACUAUGUCCCAAAGAGAACCAUCAUUACGAUCUUUCUCGCCUGCGCCAGCGUCGACCUUCUAGCCCUCAUAGACCAGACGACGCUCGCAACCAGUUUGUACAUCAUCGGCAACGACUUGGGGUCAACCUCGCAGGUCUCGUGGAUCGCCAACGGCUACUUCAUAACCUCGACGGUCGGGCAGCUGCUGUACGGUCGGUUGUCCGACAUAUGGUCGCGCAAGGUGAUACUCCUGACGGGCCUCGCCAUCUUCUUUGUCGGGUCCCUAGCCUCGUCGCUAGCGCAGUCGGUAUUGCAGCUGACCGUGUUCCGCGCUUUUACGGGCAUCGGCGGCGGCGGGCUCAUGACGGUUGCGCAGCUGAUCGUGAGCGACGUGGUGCCCUUGAGAGAGAGGGGCAAGUACCAGGGCAUUAUCGGCGCUGUGGUGGCCAUCGCCAAUGGCAUCGGCCCCGUGAUCGGCGGUGCGUUGUCGUCCCUGUCCGAGGACUCGUGGCGGUGGAUUUUCCGCAUCAACAUGCCCCUGACUGUGGUGACAACCCUGGCCGUGGUCUUCUUCAUGCCGCUGAAAAAGGUCCAGGGUGACUGGAAAUUGAAACUCAAUGCGGUGGAUUUCAUCGGCAUCCUUGUAGCAUUGGCGGGUACAAUCGUCCUGAUGUUGGGGCUCACUUGGGGCGGAGGCGAGUAUCCCUGGGAAUCGGACCAUGUCAUCGCAACGCUAGUUGUCGGCUUCGCCGUGUGCGUGGCCUUUGUAUUGUGGCAGUGGAAGGGUCCUCGGUACCCUCUUGUUCCCCUCCACAUCUUCAAGUCCAAGAUUGUCAACGGGGCUUGCAUCACCAUGGCCAUCAACGGCUGGAACUUUGUCGUGCAGGUCUACUACAUCCCGUCUUUCUACCAACUGGUGUACGAGUACUCCGCGACCAGGGCCGGGGCCAUGCUGCUCCCCAUCACACUGGUCCAGACGGCAAGCAGCACCCUGUCCGGCCUUGUGGUACACUGGGUCGGCCGCUACCGCGAGUCCAUCCUCUUUGGCUGGGCUUGCUGGGCAGUUGGCCUGGGCUUGAUGUCGACUCUAGACGAGACGACGGGCAUUGGCAAGCAGAUCGGGUACUCGGUCCUCAUCGGAGUAGGCGUGGGUAACACGUUGCAGCCCGCCUUGAUUGCCAUCCAGGCCGGCGUGGUUAGGCGUGACAUGGCGGUUGUCACUUCAUUCCGCAAUUUCGUCAGAAACCUUGGCGCCACCAUUGGCCUCGCUGUUUGUGGAACAAUCAUCAACAAUGUUUUGCUGGGCUCCUUGGAGUCCCUCGACAUCGACCAUAACGCAUCCAAGGCUUUUCUCAGGAGCCCAGAGACGUAUCUCGGGACCGUCUCCGGAGCUGAAGCCGACAGAAUCCGGCGCGUCCUGAUUCCCGCGUAUAGAAAGGGAUUCCGUAUCAUAUUCACCACCGGGGCAGCUCUGUGCGUACUAGCCUUCGCCAUUGCCUUCUUCAUGCUACCCCAGGUCGAAUUGUCUCGCCCGGAUGAUGAGAAGCUCAAGGAGGAGGGGCGCAAAGCGUAUCGGGAUAAAACGAGACAGGAGUCACUGGACACAGCAUAGACAAUUUCUUGAUAGGCACAUUGUUCUGGCAAUCCUAGUGCCCACUCCCUGGAAUUAUAGCAUGCAGCCACAGCAGCUUCCUUUGAGUCCGGCUGGAAACAUGUUUGGAAAUUUUGCAUGUAC